Messenger RNA from Drosophila montana, 7072 nucleotides. It is a transcript of the gene enok, whose product is annotated as enoki mushroom. Gene Ontology annotation, biological process: nucleosome assembly; positive regulation of transcription by RNA polymerase II; negative regulation of DNA-templated transcription. Gene Ontology annotation, molecular function: transcription coregulator activity; DNA binding; histone acetyltransferase activity. The transcript is spliced from 7 exons. The record is from RefSeq and is a predicted model, not a curated record. Gene Ontology annotation, cellular component: chromatin; nucleosome; MOZ/MORF histone acetyltransferase complex. Lineage: Eukaryota; Metazoa; Arthropoda; Insecta; Diptera; Drosophilidae. Bases 98 to 6955 code for a protein of 2285 amino acids.
AAACGUUAACAUACUUUUCCAAAAACGAUACUUAUUAUCAAACAAUAUUCUUUGUGAAUGGUGCAUCGGGAAUUAAGAUUUUGUAAAAAGUAAGAAAAUGAGAGAAUCUGCUCAUGACAUCAGUAUGGACACUUGGAAACAAUGGAUACUUGAAGCAAUAUCCAAAAUUCGGUCGCAAAAACAAAGACCGAGUGUUCAGAGAAUUUGUCAGGCUAUUGGAACACAUCACAAGUUCCAUGAAGACAUCGUGGCUGAAAAAUUAGAAAAAGCAGUUGAAUCUGGAUCUGUUAUUAAAGUAUACAACAAAGGCUUGCAUUCAUAUAAAGCGCCAAUGGCGAAAAGGCGAAUAAAAGUUGAUAAGAGUACAAAUCUUUAUAAAGUGGUAGCUAAAGCAGUUAAUGAUUUGGGAGAAUGUGAGGGAUCUACCAUUAAAAAUAUAGAAAACUAUAUUCAAAAGUUUAACUGCAUUGAACUUUCUCCUAAUGUGGAUUUUAAAACUGUAAUAAAAAUAUCAAUCAAAAAGGCUGUUGAUACUGGCUUCCUAAUACAGGAAGGGAAGUUAUACAAAAAGGGGAAAUCCCUAACAACACCUCGAAAAUCUGUACCAGAAACAGAGAUAGUUAUAAAAGGAGAAGAAACUUGUACACAUUGCUCCGGUAAUUAUCAAAAAAAUCUUAAUGGCAUUCCUGAACCUCUUAGCUCCUGCAAACAAUGUGGAAUAUCAUUACAUACUACAUGUGCAAAUAUUGCGGGAAAAUGCAAAUCCCAAUCUUAUGUGCUUCUCUAUAUGCUUGUUACUAAAGGAUCUUUAUGGAACUGUCAGAAAUGUGCCGAUUGCGUUGUGUGCAAAUUACGCAAUCGCGGUCCAUGCCUUUUGCAGUGUUUUGCUUGCAAAAAUCAUUUUCAUUUGACCUGCCUCGACACGGUACCGGACAAAAAGCCCAAGCAUCCAUAUCGAUGCAAAUCGUGCUUAAACGUUGAUCAUCCAAAAUCAUUAAAGAGGGACACAGGAAACAUAAAACUAGAGCAUGGAAAUGAUAGAAUUGUCCCAUAUUCUAAUGCCUCCCAAAAACCACAUUCCAAUUGCAAACGUCAGAUGAUCAAAAGGGAAGAACGUACAGAAAAUCCUUCAACGUCACAACAAUCCAUAAAUGUUGUCGGCCAGAAACAAAAGAAAAAGAGUUGCAUCGUUCUUACAAAAGUUGAUUCUCAAACAAAGCAAAGAAAACUAUAUCGGGAUCACAUUGUUAAUCAACGAAAACGUACAUAUUCGGAUUUAUCAUCAACGACUACUUCUAGUGAUAGCGAUGAUGAUGAUGACGACGAUGAUGAAAAUAAUGCUGCGUGCGAAGAUGAUAGUACGUCUUCAGACUCAUGUACUUCUUCUAGCUCUGAGUCGGAUUCAAGCGAUAGCUCGAGUGAUAGUUCUGAAUGCGAUGACGAUAAUGAUGAAGAAGAUUAUGACACAGACAGAAGUACAUUUAAAGAAAAUAUAUUUGAAAACGAAAAGAAAAUUGAAUUUCGAUCUUCACCAAAUGAGACCGCAAGUUUACAAGACGUAUCCUCGGAAAAUUGGGGAUUUGCUGCUGUUGCAAAAAAUCCAGUUGAUAACAAAUAUAUAAAACAUUUUAAAUGCAUAAGCUAUUCGAACAAUGCCUCAGUUAAUCAAGCCAUCGAACCCAUUAAACCUACCAAAUAUGCAUCCAAUAAAUCUGACGAUGUUGUCACGAACUGUGAUUUGCCCCCAAGGCGAAGCCAUUCAAAUAUUGGAAAGAAAAGGACGGUAAUUUUAAAGUCUAUGCCUCUUGAAUGUACUAAAUCAUACAGCAAACAUGAUGAUGAUAUUCCGUAUCUCACAAAAGAAACUGUUUUAAGAUGCCAAAUGAUUAAUGCAAAAGAUCAGUUUGAAGAACCACGAAAAAAAGCUUUAGAUGAAAGAACUGAUUACUUAUGUAUGGAAAAUGAAAAGGAUCAAAAUGUUAAAUCUACAAGCCGAAGUAAGCCGUUUGAAAAUCAACAUCUACCCCCUGGCGUUAAUCAGUUUGACGUUAACCUAUAUCAAGAAGUCCUGCAAAAAGCUGUUAUGAAAGUUUCUACAAACCAUUCCGAAAUAUCUACUGAGAAAAGUAACUCUCUGAUUCAUUGUGGACAAAGUCCCAAAUCGAUUGAAAUGGGAAAAUGGAAUAUUGAAACAUGGUACUCAAGUCCAUUUCCACAGGAAUAUGCGAGGCUGUUAAAACUGUAUUUAUGUGAAUUUUGCCUUAAGUAUACAAAAAGUAGAUCUGUAUUGGAUAGACAUCAAAAUAAAUGUAUUUGGAAGCAACCGCCUGGAACUGAAAUUUUUCGACAAGGCGAUAUAUCUGUAUUUGAAGUGGAUGGCAAUGUGAACAAGAUUUAUUGUCAAAACUUAUGUCUGCUUGCAAAGUUUUUUUUGGAUCAUAAAACUCUUUAUUAUGAUGUAGAACCAUUUCUAUUUUAUAUAUUGACCAAAAAUGAUCAAGUUGGCUGUCAUCUUGUUGGAUAUUUUUCGAAAGAAAAGCACUGCUCUCAAAAGUAUAAUGUAUCGUGCAUUCUGACCCUGCCUCAGUAUCAAAGACAAGGUUAUGGCCGAUUUUUGAUAGACUUUAGUUAUUUACUCAGCCGAGAAGAAGGUCAGUUGGGAACUCCAGAGAAACCACUUUCUGAUCUCGGUCGUCUAUCAUACUUUUCAUACUGGAAAUCGGUUGUAUUAGAGUACUUGUAUAAGUACAGAAAUAACCAAACAAUAACAUUUAAAGAUAUAGCUAUAAAAACCGGCUUAGCUGUUUCUGAUAUUGCACUGGCAUUCGAGCUACUUAACUUCAUCAAAUUAAGAAAAAAUGAUGGCGACAUUAGAUUUCAAAUCAAUGUGAAAAUAGAUUGGAAAAAGGUUUUGUCACAUUAUAACAAAACGGCUCAAAGCAAAACACGAAUUCCAAUUGAAGCAGAUUGUCUAAGAUGGAGUCCGUUAAUGGCAGUUUCAAAAUCGCCCAAUUUUAAUAUACGACCUAUAUCAAAUCGUGAAUAUUUAAGUUUUCAAUUCAUUGAAAAUUCAGAUGAUAAAUAUUCGUAUAAAAAAAGAACUGAGGAAAACCUAAAGACGCCAGUGUCUUCGAAAACUGAGAUUUUUGAAGAUUUGAAUAAAGAUUGUGAAAAACCUUACAAGUCGACCUCUGAAAAUACCGAUAGUAUUUCAAGUUACUCUAAAAAGAGCAUAUACUCUGAAACUUCACAAUUAACACAAAAUGAUGCAAAAAGGUGUAAACGUCCUUUUGAUGAUAAAAGAGAAAACUCAGACUCUUCUGACAGUAAAUAUUCUAAAAAGUCGUCAGAGUCGUCGGAAUACAAUGCGUUGACUAAACGAGCGCUACGUCUGGCUAAGCGAAAAGACUUGAUUCCUCAUACUAACAAAAGAAAACAUUUUGAACGUGAAAAUAAUAUUGAUAGUGUGGAGCAUAAUAUUCCAAACCAAAACGAUCAACAGAAUUGUAAGGAGGGCUUAGACAAAUGUUCUACUUUGCAAAGAGCUGCUGUCCAAGAAUCUAGUCGAAAUAUUAUGAAGCCUGUGAAUAUUGUACCAAAACUGCGAGGUAAAAAAUCAAAUGGAAAACGAGAUGAAGAAACUAAGGCCGCCGGUCAAAGCUCUAAUAAAAUUACAUUAAGCGAAUGUGAUAAUGCUCAAGUGAUCGAGGUAAUGAAAGAAAAACAGGAAGUUGAGCUUAGCCCGCAGUUAAUGGAAAAAGAAAAGAACUCCACUGAACUCUGUAAUGAGCAAGUCUUAGAUGCCGUUGCAAAGAAAACGAAGAAAGCAUUGUUUUCCGAUACGGCUUCAUUCGAGACAAAAAUCGAUGACAAUGUAACAGCAGAAUGUAAAAUUGAGCUAAGCCUUAAAGCUGAUGAAACUAUAUUUAGCAGCCAAGUGGAAUGCAAAGUUAAAGACAAUAUCGAAUUACAACCAGACCCUAUUGCGGUGGCUUCUUCUGAAAUCAAUUUUGAAGAAAAAGUUUUAAGUAAUUCCUUUGCAUCUGAAAAUGUUAAUAAAGUUUUACCAAUAGUUGAAAAACCUGAAACUAAGGUACCUAUUGUAAAUGAUAAAUGCUUGGAAAACAAUGACCCAAUAAAACAGAACUUAGAUGACCAAACUUCAAAAAAUUGUACCACUACAACUGAAGCUGCUCAAGAAUCAUCCGUCGUGGUCCCAGCAUCUGGAAGUAAUUCUUCCAAAGCCCCUGAAGUUUGCGCCAAAAAAGCCAAAAUUGAUAAAACUGAUACUAAGCACACUGGCUCUCCUGAAAAAAUGGAAACUAGCAAAACUGAAAUGUCUCAUGUAAAAGUUUUGAGUAGUUGCAGUAAACAGUCAAACAGUGAAAUCGACAAAGCACAUACAAAUACCGAAAAAAUAAGCCCUGUAAAAUCUCUGGAGUCUGUAAUGCAAGAGACUGAUAUAAAACAGAAAAUAAAUAAAAAAUCAGUUAUGGAAUCUUGCAUUGCAAAGUCCGAAAAUAUGAACACGUUAUGCAAAAAACCAGAUGCUUCUAAUCCAAAUAAAACAAAUAUAAGCUCAGAAAAGGAUAUAAAUAAAGCGACCCAAUUACUACAAGUUAAGGAAGAAGACAAAUCAAAUUUACGUGUCGCGUCCACUUCAUUGCCUAUACGAGAUAAGAUUCAAAUUAAAAACAACGAACAUUCUCAAUUACAAAACCCUAUAACGUCUCAGUUCCCAAUAAAUCAAAUGCCUAACUACCAUCAUACUUCUCAAUAUUGGCAAUGGGACUAUUACAGCUAUAAUCUUUGUAAUCUAGACCCAGCAUCGCAAAAGGGUCAAAAACAGUUUCAUAAAGACCUCGCAACUACUAUGGCAUAUACACAUAACUUCACACAAAACCUAUACCAAUCGGCUAAUUUAGCAAUGCAUGCUCAUCACCAAAUGCACCAUACAAAGGAUAAACAGAAGGUUGACAGAAAAGUAGCAGGGAAAAAAGAAGAUUUGUCAAAACAAGUAUCCUCCAUUAGCUCUGCCAAUAAUUUAAGAGAUGAAGGACAUUCACAUAAUUGUAAUGAUUAUAAUGUUAAUAAUCAAUCGAAUAUGUUUGAUCAGAAGUGCACAAAUCAACAAAAACUGUUUAAAACAACCGAUCACACACAACAAGUUAAAUCCAUAGACAAUGCGCAGAACACUAUAACCAGACCUACCAAUUCUAAUCAAACAGAAUCAACAAUUUUAAUACCAAGUUCAUUAAGCCGGGAAUCAUCAUCCUUGCCCACAAAACAAAAACCAGAACAAAGCGGUAACAUAACAUUAGAUGCUUCGCGAGAGGAGAAAAUUAAAGUGACCCAACCAAUCUUGCAAUCAGUUAAUCACUCAAAUUUGCAAGUCGGCGGUCAACCUGGUGUAAAUACUAAUAUGGCAUACACCUCAGAAGCAUCAUCUAACGCGCCCAUACAGCACUAUGACUGUGGAAUAAAUGUCCAAAUAAAUAUGGACUCUCCCGCAGGUAUUGGAAGUUCUGUUAAUCAUGGAUCUGAAAACACCAAUGGACUUAUGCACAGACAGUUUUCUGACUGUUCAAUGCAAAAUCAGUCAGCAACAACACCUAUGCACAUGUCAAUCCAAAAUUCACAUAUCCAACAACAAAACAAUAUAAAUAUGAACUUGCCUCCAGAAGGUUCUCCAAACUUGAAUAUAAUAGGAAAUUCACAACAUCAACAUCAAAAUAGGAAACUAACUGUGCAGCCGGAUAUUGUUGCGAAUUCCCCGACAACAUCACAUCGAGAACCUACACCGAAGCAAAUUCGGAAUAGCAAUUCUUCAAAUAAUUCUCAGCAACGUGAUGCUAAAGUUCCAACAGGAGGGACUUCACAAAAUUCUCACCACCAACACUCCCAAAGCAGUGUUUCAAAUAUAUCUAAAGCUCAACAAGAUGGAAUAGGUAGCUUACAGUUUGCGCAAUCAAGUGGACAGCAUGGUCAUCAGCAGAACAUGCAACCUUUGGAUUACAUACCAAUUCCGCAAAUUUCUCAAAAUUUUUCGACAAACCCAUCAAAUUAUGACAUAGUUGGAAUGCCAGCUGUGAUUCAACAGAGAAUGUCGCUAAAUAGCUCAGUUCACUCCCUUCCAAAUGCACACCAACGCAUUGAACAACCGUCAUCAGCUUGUGCUGUAAAUAAUUUCUAUUUACAAAAUAACAUGCCAUCAAAUGACAUUGUAUCAAACACAUCUCGUAUACCAGUCGCCACUUCAUUAGGGCCCCCAUCGUCCGUAGCUAAUAAUGAACAGUCCAUAUCAUCAAACAGUGGCGGCACCACACCAUCUUUAGUUGGACAUUUAUGUAGUCUUUCAAAACUUCAACAACUUACUAAUUGCCUUGAAUCUCAGCCAUGUAAUACAUCCCCAGGAGCCCAAACGAAUUUAACACCGUCGCCACACCACCCGAUUCCACCCAAUUCUAUGACCCCGCCUCCACAUUUAUUAAUGCAAAAUAGAAAUGUUUCUACACCUCCAAAUAUGUUGCAAACACAAGUAACACCCUUACAAUAUAAAUAUUACACCAGCAACAUGAACAUUACGCCGAGCACAGCAACUCAGAACACUAAUAGAAAUACUCGAAACACGCCGUCCGCCCCUAUACAACACUCUUCAGCGGCAAUUAGCAGCAGUUCAAAUAAUCGCACAGCCAAUGUGCACAUCAGUCCAAAUCUUAUGUCACAUUAUGGGGCCAUCAAUAGCUACAGAAUGUCGCCUCAGCAGAGUCCUCCCACAUCAGCUUAUAGUUCGGGUGGUGAAUAUGCAAAUUCUCAGCUUCCAAUGCAAAUGGGUGUUAUGAACAUGCAAUCUCAGUAUCAAGACGCAUGCGUAUUGCAAAGAGCUACUCAACCUAAUCCGAUGUAUCCCACAUAUUCGCCAUACUUGCCGUUGAACAGCUCAAUACGCAGAUAAAAAGAGUUCAUCAUACACAAGGUAUUAUAUAAAAUAAUAUAAAUUUUACCUACUUGUAUUGUGUUGUGAAUAAAUAUAAAUUCUGUGUAUUACAAAUAUAUUAAUUUUAAACACCUA